AUGUGGGAGGCUGUGCUGUGGACAUCUACCUGGGGUAGUCCACAUACGCCGAGGCCCUCGCAGACUAUCUGCUAUUUAGACGUGAAAGACGAUGGGUGGGCGACGUACAUUGAUGCACUAGUCGUGGCAUAUACCAGCGCGCAGGUAUGGGGUACGAUUUUGGUAGGUCUGGAGAGUGGACUGCCAACGCUCGAUACAGCUGGGCUGAAACGACUACGUAGAGGUCAUCCGCAGAGUUCUCCGUGGUCAGGCUGUGCGGGGGGUAGAAGCACCUCCGGGAUUGUCUGCCGGCAUGAGCAUCUUGCCCAGAUCUUGGAAGGGGAACAUACUUGGUACAUCGAGCGCAGCUGGGAGACUGGCGAUCACACUUUCUUUUUUGCUGUCGACACGGAUCGCACGCAACGAGCAUCGCCAUGUCGCAAGGGUGGCAGCGGCUUAGGCACCGAUACCGCAAUGAGCCCCACGAGAGAGAGAAGAGGAAGGAUUCAAGCCGCAACGAUCGACGAGCUGGAGCUGACAUGGGCUGCAGGGGUUAAUCCUAUUGCAGCUGGUGCGAACCUUCAGCUCAGCCACACUGGCAAUACGAGCCCAACCGCCGUGUCUCUUUCGGUGGUUAUAUUCACAAGGCCAAUACCGUCGGUUGCUUUCUACGUCGGUUUAAGGUAA
Messenger RNA from Aspergillus versicolor CBS 583.65, 666 nucleotides. RefSeq lists its product as uncharacterized. NCBI's taxonomy places the organism in Eukaryota, Fungi, Ascomycota, Eurotiomycetes, Eurotiales, Aspergillaceae. The coding region runs from base 1 to 666 and encodes 221 amino acids. The record is from RefSeq and is a predicted model, not a curated record. The transcript has a single exon.